GACUAGUUUCAGUGUUGAGGACGUUAAAACUUCAGUCUCAGUUUUCGAGAGGUGAAAUGGCACAAAAAGGAGAUCAGCUGGACCAAGAUACCUUUUCUUGUUCGAUCUGUUUGGAGGUUUUAAAGGAUCCGGUGACUAUUCCCUGUGGACACAGUUACUGUAUGAACUGUAUUAAAAGCUACUGGGAUGGAAAAGAGCAGAAGGAAAUUACCAGCUGUCCUCAGUGUAGAGAGACGUUCACAGAGAGACCUGUGCUGGUGAAAAGCACCAUGUUAGCUGAUUUAAUCGAGCAGCUGAAGAAGACUGGACUCCAAGCUGCUCCUGCUGAUCACUGCUAUGCUGGACCUGAAGAUGUGGCCUGUGAUUUCUGCUCUGGAAGAAAACUGAAAGCCGUCAAGUCCUGUUUAGUCUGUCUGGCCUCUUACUGCGAGCAACACCUUCAACCUCAUCAUGAUGUGGCUCCAUUAAAGAAACACAAGCUGGUGGAUCCCUCUAGGAACUUGCAGAACAACAUCUGCCCCCGUCAUGGUGAGGUGAUGAAGAUGUUCUGUCGUACUGAUCAGAAGUGUAUCUGUUAUCUCUGCCCUGUGGAGGAACAUAAAGGCCACGACACAGUCUCAGCUGCAGCAGAAAGGACUGAGAGGCAGAGAGAGAUGGAGGUGAGUCGACAACAAAUCCAGCAGGAGAUCCAGGACAGAGAGAAAGAUGUGAAGCGGCUUCAGCAGGAGGUGGAGGCCAUCAAUCAGUAUGCUGAUAAAACAGUGGAGGACAGUGAGGAGAUCUUCACUGAGCUGAUCUCUCUCCUCCAGAAAAGAAGCUCUGAUGUGAAGCAGCAGAUCAGAUCCCAGCAGGAAACUGAAGUGAGGAGAGUCAGAGAGCUGGAGGAGAAGCUGCAGCAGGAGAUCACUGACCUGAAGAGGAGAGACGCUGAGAUGAAGCAGCUCACUGACAACGAGGACAACAACCAGUUUCUCCACAACUACUCGUCACUGUCACCACUCAGUGAGUCCACACACUCCUCCAGCAUCAGCAUCCGUCCUCUCAGCUACUUUGAGGAUGUGACAGCAGCCGUGUCAGAGGUCAGAGGUCAACUACAGGACAUCCUGAGAGACACGUGGACAAACAUUUCUCAGACCAUCACUGACAUGGAUGUUUCACUGUCAGAUUCACAACCAAAACCAAAGAGCAGAGCUGGAUUCUUGAAAUAUUCAUGUGAAAUCACUCUGGAUCCAAACACAGUAAACAGACAGCUGUUACUGUCAGAGGAGAACAGAAAGGUGACUUUUAUGGAGCAACUUCAGUCUUAUUCUAGUCAUUCAGACAGAUUCACUAAACAUCCUCAGGUCCUGAGUAGAGAGAGUCUGACUGGACGUCAAUAUUGGGAGGUGGAGAAGAAAGCAGAUGCAGUUGGUGUAGCAGUUUCAUACAAGAAUAUCAUCAGAUCAGGGGGGUGGGAGGAAAGUGGUUUUGGAGGAAAUGACAAAUCUUGGUCACUACAUUGUUACUCAGACAGUUGUGAAUUUUGGUACAACAACAUCAGAACCUCUAUCUCAGGUCCUCAGAGCUCCAGAAUAGGAGUUUACCUGGAUCACAGAGCAGGUGUUCUGUCCUUCUACAGCGUCUCUGAAACCAUGACCCUCCUCCACAGAGUCCAGACCACCUUCACUCAGCCGCUCUACGCUGGAGUUGGGAUCAAACCCCGUCCUGGAGCCUCAGCUGAGUUCUGUAAACUCAAAUAGACUUAAUUCCUCUCCACAUUUUUAUAUCAGAUUUUUAUUGAUUUUUCUUUUCUUCUCAGAGAUGAACGUCUCAAACUCUGAUGGAUGUAGGGACGUUUUUGUUCUAUAAGUUGAUGUUUUGUUGUUAUUUCCUCUUUUGGAGGUGGAAGUUGUUCUUUUGUAGUUUCACCUGGGAAAUAUUAAUAAUAUUUACAUCUUCUUUUUCAGUAUAAAAUCAGAAAUAAGCCUGUGUUGUAAUUGUUGUUAACUAUUAGUUUUGGUUGUGUUUCUAUGUUGUAUUUCUCUUUUCUUCCACUUCAUGAACUCCAACUCCAGACCUUCUUCAUCUCUGAUAUCAUGUCUGCAUUCACAAUCGUUUCGAUUAGCAAACCAAAUGUUCUUGUUUUCUAAUGAUAAAAAUAUUUUUUAGACUCGAACACAAAGUAAAUGAUUUCAGAAAUGUUACUGACCUGCAGCAACACAGCAAACAGUUCAGUAAAGCCUCUAGUUGGUGUAAACUGGUGUGUUGGGGCUGGUAGUCAUAGCUGCAGCUGCAGGACCAGACUAGAUCUGCAGAUCAGAUGUUGUUGAUGUUUAAUAAUCUGAAUAUUUA
Molecule: messenger RNA, 2331 nt
Organism: Cololabis saira (Pacific saury)
Lineage: Eukaryota; Metazoa; Chordata; Actinopteri; Beloniformes; Belonidae
Product: tripartite motif-containing protein 16-like
Exons: 1
Coding region: 57-1739 (560 amino acids)
Molecular function (GO): zinc ion binding; protein binding
Source: RefSeq, a predicted model, not a curated record